Molecule: messenger RNA, 2196 nt
Organism: Acytostelium subglobosum LB1
Lineage: Eukaryota; Evosea; Eumycetozoa; Acytosteliales; Acytosteliaceae
Exons: 4
Coding region: 1-2196 (731 amino acids)
Biological process (GO): signal transduction
Cellular component (GO): cytoplasm
Molecular function (GO): GTPase activator activity
Source: RefSeq, a predicted model, not a curated record
AUGUCCACUGUCAGCAAACUACCAUUAAAUAAUGAAAUAGAGCUGAUAACAGAGGAGGUGGACAAGGGCUUUGAGGACUCGAAUCUUAUCCGAAAGUUCCUCGAGAAGAGAAUACAGAUUGAAGAUGAAUAUGCCAAGAACUUGCAGAAACUGGUAAAGUCACAGCCAAGUCUCACCAAGCUUGGAGGCAUCAGUGGUGCAUUCUCAGUCAUCCUAGACAACACCAAUCAGUACUGCAAUCAUGUCAUACAGACCAUGCAAAGAAUGAGUGAGGAUGUAAACACAUCACUCAAGAACUUUCUCAAAGAGUUAAAGAAUGAACAGAAGAAUUAUAUAUUAGAUGGACAGAACUUGGCAAAGGAGAGGAAGGAGAUAUUUGAUGCUUUGAGGAAUGCCAAGGCAAAGUAUGAUUCAGUCUCAGCAUUCCCAGAUAGUGAUCAAUCAAAGAUGAAGGAGGCAGAAGAAGAGUACAAACAACAAGUGGCCGCAGUCAAUCGAUAUCAAGCACUAUUCCACAAUGAGAAGUUACCAAAGAUACAGAAUGACUUUCAACGAUUGGAGACAAUGAGGAUGCAGAGAAUGAAGACAAACUUGAAGAAGUAUGUUGGAGAAUGGGAGACAUUCCCACAAAAGUUGUCAUUGUCGAUGAAGGCCUCGGAGGACUCGGUCAACGCGAUUGAUACAAAGAAGGACAUUAUGACUUUUGUUCAUUUUAACAAGUCGUUGAACAAUCAGUGGCCAGACUUCAUCUUUGAACAAUGCGACAAGAAGAAGAAGAAUAGUGGUUGGCGAUCGACAGUGGCCGCACUCAAGAAUGUUGGAGGUGGCAGCAGCGCCGGCCAGCCCGCGCCCAGCCACAAGGACUUGAUGAACUCGUACGUGCCCAACACACAGAAGCAGGACGCGUCAAAUAACCACCCGAACGCCGUGUUUGGCGUGGCGCUGGCCGAUGUGAUGGAGAAGCAGCGCACGAGAUUCCCCGACUUCAACGUGCCCUACGUGCUGGUGUUGCUCGUCAGCCAGAUCAAACAGCUCAAUGGCCUGCAGACCGAGGGCAUCUUCCGCAUACCCGGUCACAACGCCGACGUCAUUGCCAUCAAGAAGCGCUUCAACGAGGGCGACUACACACUGGCUGAGAACAACGUGCACACGGUCACCUCGACGCUCAAGGCAUUCAUGCGCGAGAUGCCCCAGGCGCUCAUCCCCGACGCCAUGUACGAGGCGUUUGUCUCGUGUGACACGGGCACAGAGAUGGCCAACGUCGUCCAGAAGCUGGCGCCCGUCAACCAGCGCUGUCUCACUUACAUGUCGCACUUUUUGAAGGAGCUGACACUGCCCGAGAACGUGCAGCACAGCAAGAUGACUAUUGACAACAUGUCCAUAUCAUUCGCGCCCUCACUCCUGCGAUGCAGCAACCCCGAACUCUUCAUGACCAACAUUGAGCGCGAGAAGAACUUCAUUCGCGUGCUGAUCGAAGCGCAUGCCGAGCUGUUGGAAGCGUUCCCACUCAAACUUGGCGGCUUGGACUCGGUCGGCAGCGGUGGCGGCGGUGGUGGCGGGUCAACAUACUCGGCGCCCCUCGAUCGAUCAGGUCCGCCUCCAUUGGCGCGCACAUAUAAGGAGAGGAGCGAUACAGUUACUGCAGCGUCGCCCCCACCACUGGCUUCCUACCACCCACUGACAUCAUCAUAUGACGACUAUCAAUACCCUGCCGCAGCCUCUGCCGCGGCGCACUCACCCCAACCACCACCCCUUUCAUCCAUGUCCUCGGAUCAAUCACCUUCCAGGCCACUGCCUGCGCCGCGACAGAUGCCAGUGCCUGUGCCGCGACAAAUGCCUGUGCCAGUGCCAUCCCAAGGUCAAGGACAUGGUCAAAAUCUAAACAGAAGCCUAAACAAACAACAAACACAGGCACUACAGCAACAGUCAUCAUCACCUCCACCUUUAUCCUCAUCACCAAUAGACGCACCACCAAGAGUCAGGCCACCACGUCCACCCAAUGCGCCAACAGUCAAUGGCGAACAUCACAACACACCCACCAACAACAACAACACAUCUGGCGGACCACCACCACCACUGCGCUCACCAGACAAAGGAGGCGCUGCCAUGUCACCGCCACCUCUAGCGCCAGUUGAUCGCGAAAGGAAAUUCAGUAUAUUCUCCAACUUGCCACCACCUCCAACCAUGCCACAUUAG